Molecule: messenger RNA, 3489 nt
Organism: Cololabis saira (Pacific saury)
Lineage: Eukaryota; Metazoa; Chordata; Actinopteri; Beloniformes; Belonidae
Product: bone morphogenetic protein 1-like
Exons: 20
Coding region: 307-3219 (970 amino acids)
Biological process (GO): proteolysis
Molecular function (GO): zinc ion binding; metalloendopeptidase activity; calcium ion binding
Source: RefSeq, a predicted model, not a curated record
UGCAAUGACCGCUUUGCAAACGAAGGGUUAUGCUGAUUUAAAACACCGUAAUUAACAAUAUUUGACGUUGAACAGUCGCUUGGACAUCCUAAGCUGUCCGACAGCAGGUGAAGCUCCCGCAGCCUCCACACGCCUGCAUGUGCGAGCUCAGUCCCGUAUCUCUGCAGCAGCAUGGAGACGUUGUGUUUAUAAACUCACACCGCCGCUGUCAAGGAACUUUUUCCCCCUCCUCUUUUGGCACUCUUGACCAUUUCAACAAUUACCAAGGCUCACCAGCUUCCUCCUCUAGAUAUUUAUCAGUAAACAAUGGACAUGACUCUAACUAUUUUGCUCCUGCUGUGCGGAGCUGCUGUCUCUGUGGCGGCUGACUGGGAACCCAGGAAUUCUGCUUUUACUCAUCUGGAGGAUGAUGGUGUCGACUACAAGGAUCCCUGUAAAGCUGCGGCCUUUCUGGGAGACAUUGCUCUGGAUGAAGAAGACCUCCACAUAUUAAAUUACUUUAACAGCAGUGAUGAAGUACAACACACAAUCAACAAAAACUCAGCUAACAGUUCCACUUCCAACCAAAGCAUCAAGACAGCGUUUGACAAUCAGAUUCUACAUCGUCAGAGGAGAGCAGCCACCUCCAGGCCGGAGCGAGUGUGGCCUGAUGGCAUCAUCCCGUAUGUCAUCAGUGGGAAUUUUACUGGCAGCCAGCGAGCCAUUUUCCGUCAAGCGAUGCGUCACUGGGAGAAAUAUACUUGUGUGACAUUCAUAGAGAGAACAACUGAAGAGAGCUACAUUGUUUUCACCUACAGGCCUUGUGGGUGUUGCUCCUUCGUUGGAAGGAGAGGCAGUGGUCCUCAGGCCAUCUCUAUUGGGAAGAACUGCGAUAAGUUUGGCAUUGUAGUUCAUGAACUUGGCCAUGUGAUUGGCUUCUGGCACGAACACACACGCCCAGACCGUGACAAGCAUGUAAGCAUCAUCAGGGACAACAUCCAACAAGGACAGGAGUAUAACUUCCUGAAGAUGGAACCAGAUGAGGUUGACUCAUUAGGAGAGGUGUACGACUUUGACAGCAUCAUGCAUUAUGCAAGGAACACAUUUUCCAGAGGUAUCUUCUUAGACACAAUCUUACCCCGCUAUGAUGUCAAAGGGGUCAGGCCUUCAAUAGGACAGAGGACAAGGCUUAGCAAAGGAGACAUAGCACAAGCCCGCAAACUCUACAAAUGUGCAAAGUGUGGGGACAGCCUGCAGGAGAGCGCUGGAAACUUCUCUUCUCCUGGUUUCCCAAAUGGGUACUCGGCACACACUCACUGUGUUUGGAGGAUUUCCGUCACUCCUGGAGAAAAGAUUGUCCUUAAUUUUACCUCCAUGGAACUCUUCAGGAGUCAUUUGUGCUGGUAUGACCACGUAGAGGUCAGAGACGGGUUCUGGAGGAAAGCGCCUCUGAAAGGACGUUUUUGUGGGCACACGCAUCCAGAUCCAAUUAUCUCAACAGAUAGUCAACUGUGGAUUCAAUUCAGAACCAGUAGCAGUUGGCUGGGCAAAGGAUUUUCAGCUGUUUAUGAAGCUGUGUGUGGAGGGGAAAUGAAGCGGGACAGUGGCCAGAUCCAGUCACCCAAUUAUCCCGAUGACUACCUGACGAACAAAAUGUGUGUGUGGAGGAUCACAGUAGCAGAGGGCUUUGAUGUUGCUGUCUCCUUUCAAUCUUUUGAGAUUGAGAGGCAUGACAGCUGUGCCUACGACUAUGUGGAAUUGAGGGAUGGUAGUUCAGAGAGCAGCCCGCUGCUUGGCCGUUUCUGUGGCUACGACAAACCAGGCGACAUCAAAAGCAGCUCCAACCAGCUCUGGCUCAAGUUUGUAUCCGACGGCUCCGUCAGCAAAGCUGGGUUUUUGGCUAGCUUUUUUAAAGAAAUGGAUGAGUGCUCCAAGCCAGACAACGGUCAGUGCAAACAGCGCUGUCUGAACACGCUUGGCAGUUACAGAUGUGCCUGUGACCCUGGAUAUGAACUGGCAGCUGACAGACGUAGCUGUGAGACAGCUGCUUGUGGUGGCAUCAUCACUAUUCUCAAUGGCUCCCUCACAACCCCUGGCUGGCCUAAAGAAUACCCACCCAACAAGAACUGUGUAUGGCAGCUGGUGGCUCCCAUUCAGUAUCGCAUCACACUUGUGUUUGACGUGUUCGAAACCGAAGGCAAUGACGUGUGCAAGUAUGACUAUGUGGAGGUGCGUAGUGGGUUGAGCUCAGACUCAAAGCUUCAUGGAAAGUUCUGUGGAGCAGAGAUGCCCGACGUCAUCACCUCCCUUCACAAUAACAUGAGGAUCGAGUUCAAAUCGGACAACACUGUGUCCAAGAAGGGUUUCAAGGCUCACUUCUUCUCUGAUAUUGAUGAAUGCUCCAAAGCUAAUGGAGGCUGCCAGCAUGAAUGUGUGAACACCUUUGGAAGCUACAGCUGUCAAUGCCGCAGCGGCUUCAUGCUCCAUGAGAAUAAACACGACUGCAAGGAAGCGGGCUGCGAUCAUGUAAUAAACAGUGUGUCUGGCAUGAUCAGCAGCCCCAACUGGCCUGACAAAUAUCCCAGUAAGAAGGCCUGCACCUGGUUGCUGUCCACAACUCCGGGCCAUCGAAUCAAGCUUGUUUUUAAUGAUGUUGACAUGGAGGCUCAUCUAGAGUGCGCUUACGACCAUCUGGAGAUCUUCGAUGGGAGAGACAAUCACGCUCCACCUCUGGGGCGCUUUUGUGGCACUAAAAAACCAUCCCCGGUUGUCUCAAGUGGGAACAGAAUGUUCCUGCGUUUUUUCUCCGACAACUCGGUGCAGAAGAGAGGGUUCGAGGCUUCAUAUGGAGCAGAAUGUGGAGGAAGUCUUAAAGCUGAGGUCAGGACAAAAGAUCUAUACUCUCAUGCACAGUUUGGAGAUAACAACUAUCCUGGAGGCUCUGACUGUCUCUGGGUGGUCACUGCUGAGAAGGGCUAUGGAGUGGAGAUGAUCUUCGAACUCUUUGAGAUUGAGGAGGAAGCAAACUGCGGGUAUGAUUACGUGGAGCUGUAUGAUGGGGCCGACAUCAAGUCCCCGAGGCUGGGAAGAUACUGCGGAUCUGGGGCUCCAGAGGAGGUCUACUCAGCCGGAGAUGCUAUAGUUUUAAAAUUUAACUCUGAUGACAGCAUCGGUAAAAAAGGCUUUCAUGCUCGCUACACAAGCACAAAGUUCCAGGACAUGUUACACACAAGCAAGUAACUUUUUAAACCUAAACAGAGACUUCAGCCCCAACAUUUGGUGAGGCACACCCUUUUCCAAGCGAGAAGCAUAUAAACGGGUUGAUACCACAAACACGAAUGUGCCACAAACGUAUUUUACAUUUACAUUUGUUAGACUUUUCCCCUACACUUUUCCUAAUUAUAUAGCUGUAUACAAUAGCAUAAAAGGAACAGUUUGAAUUAUUUAAGUAGAUUUAGUCACAUCAUCUGUGAUGAGCUAAAUAAAAGCAUUGUACGCAGUGUAUAUAAU